Messenger RNA from Chenopodium quinoa (quinoa), 1524 nucleotides. RefSeq names its product B3 domain-containing protein At5g42700-like. The record is from RefSeq and is a predicted model, not a curated record. Lineage: Eukaryota; Viridiplantae; Streptophyta; Magnoliopsida; Caryophyllales; Amaranthaceae. Gene Ontology annotation, molecular function: DNA binding. The coding region runs from base 12 to 683 and encodes 223 amino acids. The transcript has 6 exons.
UUACAAAAAAAAUGGGAAAAGUGUCGUAUGAAGAAAGUCGCCAAAAGAGAGUUGAAGAAAAUAAGAAACGAUUGGAAGAUCUCAAUCUCAUUCAUCUUUCUCAAUCUCUCAAAAACCUUUCCCCCAAAUCGUCUCCGAUGAAGAAGGUUUGGAAGCCUCGGACAGUAGAGAAGAAAAUGGUGGCCGUUAGACGAUCCGCUCGAGUUGCUAAAAAUCCUGCCCCUGUUUAUGUUGAAGUUCAUUUGCCUAGAUUGUCCUCACCUAGAAAGACCUAUGGAGUAGUAAGGGGGAACUAUGGAGUAGCAACAGAAGAAGAAAGAGCAUCUACAAUUGAGAAAGCAGAGAAAUUGGUUGCUAAGCUUGAGGAGGAGGGCUACCCUACUGUCAUUAGACCAAUGCUUCCUUCCCAUGUCACUGGCUGCUUUUGGCUGGGUCUUCCUAGUGACUUUUGCAGGACGAGCUUACCUAAUAACGAUGCAGCAAUAACACUGGUAGACGAAGAGGGCGAUGAGUACCCAACUGUUUACUUAGCACGCAAAACUGGACUAAGUGGAGGUUGGCGCGGCUUUGCUAUGGCUCAUGAACUUGUUGAUGGGGAUACUGUCAUUUUCCAAGUGAUCAGUCACUCGAUUUUUAAGGUAUACAUUAUAAGGAGAAGCGACGAUGUCGCUCUAGAGGGAUAACUAGCUGCAACUGCAAACAUCUUUCAGAAAAACAAAUCUGCUCUUAUAGUCUAGUGCUUAGAUUGAGUCUUUUUCUAAAGUUGAUCAAAAAACUGAAGCAUCUCCUUGUUAAUACUCUAGGCUGUUAGCUAAUGUAACAAUUUUUCGAUAUCAGGUGUAAACCAUGAAUCAAAGUUUUUCUUGUUAAUAUUCUAGGCGCGUUUAGCUGAGCUAGUCUAGUACGGAUGGGAGUACUUCAAUUUCAUGAACUAUGAAAUCAUAUCAUAAUUUUGUUAUAAAACCUGAACAUGGAUGUGAAACCUUUUUGCUGAAGAUGAUUAAUAUGAAUGCCAACAUAGUGAUUCUGGUUUGCAUUGCACAUUUUUAUUACUCCCUUCAUGGCAUAAUGAACUAUAGAAUAUAAACUAACACGUGAAAGACAUAAACUAACAACAAAUCGUAAUAUGAAGUAUAAACAAACACUAAGUACACAAGAAUAUUAUAACACCAAAGUAUAAAAGAAACAUUGAACUAACCACUAGUUGACUUGCAACAUGUUAUAAGCUUCGCUUCCUAAGCACGAGAAUUAAUAAAAGUGAGUUUCAUGACUUUUUUUUUUUUUUUUUUCCGCAGACGGAUUAUUGGAUUUUUUUAGGAUAGCCCAUGGGCUUUGUCAUGGGUAAGCAUGUGGCCUUAUCUGGCACGUCCACAAGGCUCAUGGGCCAUGCUUGGGUCAUGGUUUUGUAAUUUCAGGUCGACCUAGCACAUUGAGUAGCCUUUGGGUUAAUGGUCUAGCCUGACCGACCCAAAGUCAUCUUUAACUAAGCAACGUUGGUUUCAAAAGAGCAACAAAUGCUGGCUU